Molecule: messenger RNA, 1697 nt
Organism: Syngnathoides biaculeatus (alligator pipefish)
Lineage: Eukaryota; Metazoa; Chordata; Actinopteri; Syngnathiformes; Syngnathidae
Product: carbohydrate sulfotransferase 11-like
Exons: 3
Coding region: 671-1687 (338 amino acids)
Biological process (GO): proteoglycan biosynthetic process; carbohydrate biosynthetic process
Cellular component (GO): membrane
Molecular function (GO): sulfotransferase activity
Source: RefSeq, a predicted model, not a curated record
CUUCAGUUUCAAAAUAAAAGCUCAUCAUGGCGUUAUGUGGGUUAAAAGAGAACAUUUUAAUUCCGAGAUAAACAGUGUCACAACAACGUUAUUAUAGGCAAGGUAGACUAUAAAGUUUUCGUGCACGCGACGGAAAAUAUCAGCGUAAACGUGUGAGCUUAUUUUAACUACAGUUCAAGACCAGCGAUAAUAUAGCUUUAAAAUCCAACCAGAGUUUAUGGGGAUUGAUUAUAGCCUCUCCAAAAGAUCGCUUAUUUUCAAAUGAUGUCCCUAUUUGGUGAUAUGGAAGGUCAUAUGCGCCUUACACUUCGCCGAUCUUACAUGUGGAAAGCGGUGUACUUUGUACGCGUCGAGAAGGGAAGGGUUCACUGGGCACGCGGCCCUUUGGAAUGAAACCACGCGGGCGUCAAAGUUCCCUCUUGGAGGUAAUGCCUCCAGUGCUUUCAGUCUGGAGUCGUGGAUCUUUUUACUCGCACCGGCUUCGGUACCGGAGUAACUUGCGCUGCUGAACCCACGUCUUCACGACUGGACAUACGAGAAUGUACUGGAAGCUAAAGAGCAUCAAAGGUCGCAAAGACGGGUCUGUGCUAAAAAAAAAACAAAAAACAUCUCAUCGCACGAACCCCGGCAAGAAUCUGUCCGCAACUCGCUCUCUUCCCGAGGACUCACGAUGAGGAAGCCAAAAAUCUUUCGAAUGCUUUUUGCUCUAAGUCUAGGAUGCUUCGUUAUGGUCCUUUUCUAUUUCAACAGCAGUCGGAAACCAGGGUUAGAGGAACUUGGAGAAAGAAGUAGUGGGCAGAAACCCAGGAGGAGUCCUCUGCAGGCACUUUAUGAUGGUGACCAGGUCAAGUCAGCCGUGCAGGCAAUCCAUCAAGGCCGACGGGAGCUUUUAGAAGAAGCCUGCCAUUCCUUCACUCGAAAACGAAGAGUCCUCAUCCCAGAUGACCUCAAGCAUGUUAUCGUGGAUGACCAGCAUGGCUUGCUGUAUUGCUAUGUACCCAAAGUGGCCUGCACCAACUGGAAGAGAGUACUCAUGGUCCUGACUGGUGCUACCGGAUCAAUCCGAGACCCGUUGGCGAUACCAGCAAAUGAGGCCCACGUUUCAGGAAACCUGCACACCUUAUCUGAGUACUCCACCUCCCAAAUCAACCAACGCUUACGCUCUUACUUGAAGUUUGUGUUUGUACGUGAGCCAUUUGAGCGACUUGUGUCCGCAUACCGCAACAAAUUCACACGAAGCUACAACACAGCUUUCCAUAAACGAUAUGGCACCAAGAUAGUGCGCCAGCACAGACCCAACCCACAGCCAGCUGCUCUGGAGAAAGGCGACGAUGUCUCUUUUGAGGAGUUCGUAUAUUACCUUGUGGACCCAGCCACCCAAAUAGAGGAACCCUUCAAUGAGCAUUGGGAACGGGUGCACUCACUGUGCCACCCCUGCCUAAUUCACUACGACGUGGUGGGUAAAUACGAGACACUGGAGCAGGACUCCAACUACGUGUUACAGCUGGCUGGAGUGGGGGACCAGGUCCAUUUCCCUGCCUCGUCCAAGAGCGCCAGGACUACAGGAGACAUGGCAGCACAGCUCUUCCACAACAUCAGCCCUUUCUAUCAGAAGAAGCUGUAUAACCUGUUUCGCAUGGACUUCCUGUUAUUUAACUACUCUGUGCCAUCAUACCUCAAGUUUUGAUGACCCUAAC